CUUUUCUUCUUGGGCCCUUUGCCCUUUUCUUUUCAGAUCCCUACCAUUUAUUAAUCAUCAUCAUCAUCUCAUUACUCAUCCAUCUCUAAUAAAAGUCUUCUCUCUCUCUCUCAGCAUAAUAAUCCAUCACAUAUAAUUCUGUGUUCAAGUUUGCAGUCACUGGCAUAGCUUUUUGGGUUCCUUCUCAAAGCAACAAAAAAAGAAGCCAAUCAUAUCAUAAGAAAUUUCAAAUCACGGACACUAAAACUACUUUUCCAUUGCAAAACAGAGCCCACUGAUUGAAUCAAGAAGACAAAGAAGUUGCAGAGAUUUGUAGUUAGCAAUUAUAGAACUAAACGAUGGGCUCUUUCAAGGGUCAUGCCUUACCAGGAACAUUGUUUCUAUUGGUCGGUGUAUGGCACGUAUGGAGCUCUUUGUUUCGAUAUGUAUCAAAUCCAAAGGCCUUUCGUGUUCGGGUUUGGAACCCUGUGCCUGGUUUUGAUGGGAAGCUCAAGUACUUUGAGCUUUAUCUCGUGGUGGUUGGUGCCUUCAUUGAUUUGUGUAUUGAGCUCUUGUACUCUACCCACCUCAAAUUUUUUGUCAAUGGUGUUCUGAAUCCUAAUCACAUGAAUGAUUUUGAACACUCGGGGAUGCUUCUCAUGUUCUUUAUAUUUGGAGUUGUUUCUUUGCUUUCAGAGAAAACCAGAUUUCUACCCUUGCCAGAAGGAGCUCUUUGUCUGGUUGCUGCCACAGCAUUUUGUGCAGAGUAUCUACUGUUUUACUUUCACUCAACAACCCAUAAGGGCCUUGAAGGAUACUAUCAUCUCCUCCUUGUCCUCCUAAUAGGACUCUGUGUUUUAUCUACCGUGGCUGGAGCUCUCCUCCCAACCAGCUUUCCUGUUGAUUUGUCUAAUGGCAUUGCCAUAACUCUUCAAGGCCUCUGGUUCUAUCAGACUGCCUUCACCUUGUAUGGUCCCAUGAUUCCAGAUGGCUGUCAACUUAAGAAUGAUCAGAUCACUUGUCCAUCAGUGGGUAGUCAGGUUCGAGGCGAGCUGCUUGCUAACUUUCAGCUAUUUGCCUUGGUUUUUGGUGUCCUUGUUGCAGUUGCGGUGUCUUACAGUUUUUUGGCAUCCAAAUAUGGGGAUUCUGAUGUCAGAAGCUUGCAUGCGGCUCAGGAUGGCUUGGAUUCAGAUUAGCAUAGGUGGAAUUACAUGUGCAGGGAUUAUCAUGGCUGGAAGAACUCCAAAGGCUCAUUUUAUGGUGCCCCUCAGAUAUCAGUGACACAAGAACAUCUGCAUUUGUCCACACAAACUCUGUAAAUGGAUUAUUACUUUGCAUAAUAGCAAGAUGAUGUCAUUUGUGGCAUCAAAAUUGGCAGCUGAAAAAAAAAAUAGAGAACAGUGGUAAAGGAGAAUAAGGAUGAACCAAUUGAAAAUUCUUUUUGACAGACUAGUAGGAAUUUCUUUCUGAUGGUGACUGGAGAGGCCUUUCUCUAUCAACUUUAAUUUUCUUUUUGUACCAAGAGAUGUUCAAAUUCCUAUAAUCUUUGUGCAAAGUUUGUUGUGUGUAAAACAAGUUGAGGAUUGGAAUGCAGAAAGCAGUUUUUAGAA
Molecule: messenger RNA, 1589 nt
Organism: Hevea brasiliensis (rubber tree)
Lineage: Eukaryota; Viridiplantae; Streptophyta; Magnoliopsida; Malpighiales; Euphorbiaceae
Exons: 4
Coding region: 339-1175 (278 amino acids)
Source: RefSeq, a predicted model, not a curated record